UAGGCCCUCUUCGCUCCUGCUGCUUUUGGUAUUUCGUGUUUUCUAUAGCGAACUUGAAAAGUUGAUGUCCCCCAAAGGCACGUCAUUCGUUCUCACGUGUCGCCGUCAAGCAAGUGAGGCGAGACCCCGCGGCUUUGGAUGAGCCCCCUCAACGUCUCCCGCGUGUGCCCCUCCCCGGAGUCCUUGUUAGCACAGCACACUGACAAGCCGUACCUGUCAUCUGACCCAAGGCUAAAGUGGAGGGAGGAGCGGGAGGAGCAGAGAGAAAGGCCUAGCGUAGGAGAGACUGGGGACAGAAGAGGGACGAGGAAUGGUGGUGGGUUGUGUCGGGCUUCAUGGGAUGGGACUGGGAGGCCGCCCCAUCUGGCUGCAGCACACCACCCCUCCUCAUGCCGUCCAUCCCACUUCACUUCCAAGGUACCAUUUCUUGGACUUGUCUCCGCCAAUGAGCCACGGGAACCGCACAGACUCCCGCACAACCCUGAAUGGCGGGCAUCAGAGUCUUAAUAUGAGCCUCUAAAUGCUUCCCUCCUGUCCAGAGUUGAUGGUGCUCGUCCGCCCCGAAAGGUCGGCCGAAAUCCAAGCUAAAGGUGUCGCUUCCAGACAAGGCCUGGACUAGGAUGCAACAUUCCUUGCCAAAGGGUCCACACUAGAAAAGGUAAACAUCAGCCGGAGGUGCACGUGGCCAUCU
Messenger RNA from Colletotrichum godetiae, 691 nucleotides. RefSeq lists its product as uncharacterized. Lineage: Eukaryota; Fungi; Ascomycota; Sordariomycetes; Glomerellales; Glomerellaceae. The record is from RefSeq and is a predicted model, not a curated record. The transcript has a single exon. The coding region runs from base 139 to 507 and encodes 122 amino acids.